AUGAAAAAGAUUAAUGUUUUUGUCGUUCCUAUCCAUGGAACUGUACUUUACCCCUAUCAGAAUUUAAAACUGAGACUAACAGAAUUACAGUUCUAUGAUGCAAAAGUGAAUAACAACUAUGUAGCUAUAAUACCUGUGGUUGACCAACAAAUGGAUGGAAUUCAAAAGAUUUAAAGAUUUAGCUAAUAUGGUACUUUAGUGCGUCUUACAAGUGAAGACUAUACGUAUUUAUCUAAUUAAAUUAUAUAGUGUCUAUGCAUCUAAUAAAAUUUAUCAAGCAUUUUCAUUUGCUAGAAUCAAAAUAGAUUCAAUUAUAAAAUCUACUCCAUACUAUAUGGUUUCAGCUGAAGUCUUAAGUGAUGAAAUAGUUGAUGAAUAAGCACUGUGGAAUACUUAAAUGAUUGAUAAUUUGAAAGAUCUAGCAAAAGUAAGAAUUAUAGAUAAAAUAGUAAUAUCUAGAAUAAUUCUAAAUGAAUCCAAGUCCUUAAUUUUUAUAAAUAAUACAAGAAGAAAAGAAUAUAAAUAAAUUGUUCUUUAUUAUAGCAAGCAAUGCUGAUUUACCAUAUAAUUAGAAACUUAAACUCUUAUAAAUUGAUGAUCAUAAAAUAAAGAUCAAUCUAUUGAUUUAAUAUUUGAAAACUAAAGUUGAAGAAUUUGCUUAAACAAAAGCUCUAGAAUAAAAAGUAUCUAAAGAGCUUAUGCAAUAAAUGUCUAAAUAGGUUGUUAAAUCUAAUAAUAUUCCAGCAAAUUUGCCAGGAUUUCCAUAUUAAAAAUAAAAGAAUAAUGAUAUUGAAAAAUUACAAGCUAAAAUAAAAGAAGCAAAUCUACCAGAACAUGUUAGAGAGAUAGUUGAAUAGGAAAUGUAAAAGAUAGAAAAAGGAUCUAUGGGUGUUGAUUCUAAUGUAACAAGGAAUUAUAUUGAUUUAAUACUAUAAUUACCAUGGAAUUAAUAGGUUGAAGAAACAUUAAGUAUUGAUAAAUGUAAAGAAACACUUGAUGCUGAUCAUUUUGGAUUAACUAAAGUAAAAGAGAGAAUAUUAUAAUUCUUGGCUGUUAAAAAAUUAAGAAAAGAAAGAAAAGUAGUUGAUUCUAAUGGUUAAGGAUCAAUUAUUUGUUUCUUUGGUCCUCCCGGAGUUGGUAAAACAUCACUUGGCCAAAGUAUUGCUAAAUCUUUAAAUCGUCCCUUUUAUAGAAUUGCCUUAGGAGGAGUAUCAGAUGAAGCAUAAAUUAGAGGUCAUAGAAGAACUUAUGUUGGUGCAUUUCCAGGAUCUUUUAUUUAAGCUAUCAAAAAAGUCAAAUGCAAAAAUCCUGUUAUUUUAUUAGAUGAAAUUGAUAAAUUAACAUCUAAUCAUAGAGGAGAUCCCAGUUCUGCUUUAUUAGAAGUUUUAGACCCUGAAUAAAAUAAUCAUUUCAUGGAUAAUUAUUUGAAUAUUGAAUUCGAUUUAAGCAGUGUCUUAUUUAUAGCUACAGCUAAUCAAUUAGAAACUAUUCAACCAGCAUUAAGAGAUCGUUUAGAAUUAAUUGAAAUUGUAGGUUAUACUGUUAAAGAAAAAGUAGCUAUUGCUAAUAAUUAUUUGAUACCUAAGUAACUUUAAAAAAAUGGUUUAUUAAACGAAUAAGUUACGAUACCUUAAGAGAUUAUUCAUUCAAUAAUAAAAUAAUAUACAGGUGAAGCAGGUGUUAGAUAAUUAGAGAGAGUAAUAGCUAAGAUUUAUAGAAAUAUUGCUUUAAAAUAUAUAACAGAUCAAUAGAAUUUUAAAACAAUAGUAGUGGAUUAAGAUAGUUUGAUAGAAAUAUUAGGUCCAUCAAUUCAUUCUGAUAAGCAUACUACUCCUGUUAUAUAAAUUCCAGGAGUAUGCAAAGGAUUAGCAUGGACUCCAGCAGGAGGAAAAGUAUUAAUAAUUGAAUCAGUGAAAAUGGAAGGAAAAGGCAAAUUUGAAAUAACUGGUAUGUUAGGAGAUGUAAUGAAGGAAAGCGUAAGAACAGCAAUUGGAUGGAUAAAAGCAUAUUGGCCUUAAAUAAAAUUAUUAAGUAAAACAAAUUAACAUGUUAAUUUUGAUACUCUUGAUAUUCAUGUAUUCUUUUAUUAUUAGUAAUAUAGAUUCAUUUUCCUGCUGGUGCUACUCCAAAAGAUGGGCCAUCUGCAGGAGUGGCUAUAACAACUGCAAUAGUAUCAUUACUUACAGGUUUAAAAGUGAAAAAUGACAUUGCUAUGACAGGUGAAAUUACUUUGACAGGCAGAGUGUUACCAGUGGGAGGAAUAAAAGAAAAAAUUCUUGGAGCUUUUGAAAGUGGAAUCUUUAGGUAUAGAUUUAAAAAUAUUUUAGUGUCAUUAUUCCUCAUAGGAAUAAGGCUAAUUUAGUGGAUAUAGAACCUGAAAUAAAGGAAAAAAUGUCUAUUCAUUUAGUGAAAACUAUAGAUUAAGUGCUUCAGAUUGCAUUAGAAGGGAAUGGUCCUAAUUUCAAAAUGAUCAAUUUAGCUAAUUUAUGAAACAUUCAGUUUAAUAUCAUUAUAAAAU
Molecule: messenger RNA, 2518 nt
Organism: Paramecium sonneborni
Lineage: Eukaryota; Ciliophora; Oligohymenophorea; Peniculida; Parameciidae
Source: the annotation of a GenBank genome assembly